AUUUUCGGCUCUAAAAAUUUCCAAAAUGGAAAAUAUAAGGGUGGUCAAGAAGUAAUUCUCGAAACAGUUCUUGAAUUCUUCGGAGUUUUAGGAGAAAAAAAUAUCAUUGAGGAAGAAACUAAUAAAGUCAUUGAAGAUAAAUUUGGUGAAACUAUUAACCUAGUUGAAAAAUCUUUCGAAAAUAAAGGUCGAUUAUUAAGAAAACUCCGUGAUAUUUUAGGAGAAAAAGAGUUUUUUCCCGAAGAGCCAGGUGAUGGAAUUCCACCAGGUCGAGAAGGAAUGAGGCGAGACCCUGAAGCAAUCGCUAUGCAAAAUGCUGAUAAGCAAGCGAGAAUUGAUGCGAUUGCCAAUAAUGUAAAAACUGCGGAAGGAAUUUACAAAGAUGCUAUUCUAAAAGCGGCUGAAAUCGUUGGCGAAGAUAAACCUUUAAAUGAUUUAGAAAAAAACCGGAUCAAUAAAGCUACUACUCCGGAAAAAAUCCAAGCAGUUUUAGCUGACAUUCCUAAAAAAAGAAGAGAAAAGGA
Molecule: messenger RNA, 524 nt
Organism: Funneliformis geosporum
Lineage: Eukaryota; Fungi; Glomeromycota; Glomeromycetes; Glomerales; Glomeraceae
Source: the annotation of a GenBank genome assembly